AUGGCCCUCUAUAGAUCACCAGUCAUUCCAAUUCAUGAUGUGACGAAUUUGUCUGUCUCGCAGUUCAUGACACAAUACAAUCCUGAUGAUGUAGAAGCAUCUAAAGUGGUUCAUACCGAGUCCCUCUCUGAUGAAACUAUCACGUAUGGCUCGCUUCGCGAGCAAGCUUCCCAGGCUGCCUGGGGCUUACAGGAAAACCUAGGGCUGAAGCCAGGAAACACUUUACUUGCAUUGGUUAACAACUCCAACGCAUUUGUUCGUCUUGCUCAUGCAACAUGGUGGGCGGGGGCUAUUUUUGCACCACUCAAUACAUCGGCAACGCCCCAUGAUAUUGCUCAUAUUCUGAAGAUCGUCAAGCCAACACACAUUGCCACUAUUGAAGAGAAGCUUGGCGCAAUUCAAGAGGCCUUGGCCUCCCUACCUAACACGGACAUCAAGGUUAUGACCGUUCGCUGCAAGGUGGAGGGUCUCCCACAAUUUCCAGACGACGUGACAGGUAAAGGAUCUACACAGAGCAUACCACCUUAUGAUCUUCAGGGAAAGAGCUCCAAGGAUGUACCCAGUACUAUUUGCUUCUCCUCUGGCACGACGGGUAAAAUGAAGGGUGUUCAACUCUCUCAUUACAACCUUAUCAUGAACAGCAUCACAAUGCGUGCUUCCAUGCCCGCUAGAGUCAACUCAACUGUCCGCGAAGUAUUCUUCGCGCCUUAUUGCCAUGUUUAUGGUCUGACCAUAGCGGUUCUGGCCGGUAUGUGGGUUGGGGCCCAUUAUUGCGGACUUGCUGCUUUCGACUUGGAAACAUUCUGCCAAAAGUCAAGCGAAGUGCAGGUAACAGAUCUGCACAUUGUGCCUCCGGUGGCACUUGGCCUUGCUGCCUCGCCCGUUGCUCAAAAGUAUGAUUUGUCUUCCUUGAAGAGAAUUGUAAUCUCUGCUGCACCAUUGAAAAAAUCUGUGCAACAGCUGCUCAAAAAGCGUCUUCCCCAUACUAGUAUCUGUCAAGGAUACGGACUUACGGAAUGCGCUGGUGGAGUUAUUCAUGAGAUUGAUGAAGAUGAGGCUGCUUUCGGAUGUGUUGGCAAGCUAUUUGCUGGAAUGGAAGCUCGUCUCGUUGACCCGAAGACAAACGAAGAUGUCGCUCUUGGUGAAGAAGGUGAACUUUGGCUCCGUGGCCCAGUCGUCAUGAUGGGCUAUGUCAAUGAUAGCGAAGCAACAAAGCGAACUUUCUCCUCCGAUGGCUGGAUUAAAUCAGGAGAUAUAUUGAAGAUGGAUGAGAACCAGAACUUUUGGGUCACCGACCGUCUCAAGGAGAUGAUCAAGUACAAAGGUUUCCAAAUUGCCCCGUCAGAACUUGAAGAUAUGCUUCUGCGCCAUUCAAAUGUGAUCGACGCUGCAGUGUGUGCAGUCUACGAUGAUGCCCAAGCAACUGAGGUUCCCCUCGCCUACGUCAGCCUCUCACCGGAGACAGUGGAGUUGAAAGACUCUGAAAAGCAAGUAGUCCUGGAUGAAAUCCGAUCCUGGAUGGAUAACCAGCUUGCAGGGUACAAGAAGCUCAGGGGUGGUGUAUUCCAUCUCCAGACCUUGCCCAAGACUCCGACUGGCAAGAUUCUUAGGAGACUUUUGCCUGCGAAGUUGAAUGAGGCGAGGGAAGCGAAGCUUUAG
Molecule: messenger RNA, 1659 nt
Organism: Penicillium angulare
Lineage: Eukaryota; Fungi; Ascomycota; Eurotiomycetes; Eurotiales; Aspergillaceae
Product: AMP dependent CoA ligase
Exons: 11
Coding region: 1-1659 (552 amino acids)
Biological process (GO): secondary metabolic process
Molecular function (GO): CoA-ligase activity
Source: RefSeq, a predicted model, not a curated record